This is a messenger RNA of Carcharodon carcharias (great white shark), 1335 nucleotides long. RefSeq names its product transmembrane protease serine 3-like. The record is from RefSeq and is a predicted model, not a curated record. Gene Ontology annotation, molecular function: protein binding; serine-type endopeptidase activity. Gene Ontology annotation, biological process: proteolysis. NCBI's taxonomy places the organism in Eukaryota, Metazoa, Chordata, Chondrichthyes, Lamniformes, Lamnidae. Bases 1 to 1335 code for a protein of 444 amino acids. Gene Ontology annotation, cellular component: membrane. The transcript has 10 exons.
AUGGCGAUAAUUAAACAACGGGAACCUUUAAAGAAAUUAUACAAAAAUACAAAAACAGGAAACAAAAACUCAGCAAGAAAUACCUAUCACUGGCUCACUAAGGAAGUUAAGGAUUGUUUUCGAUUAAAAGAGGAGGCUUAUACUGCUGCAAAGGGUAGCAAUAAAUCUGAUGAUUUGAGUAUUUUAGAAAACAGUGAAUGUGACCAAAAAGUCACACGCAGUUGCAUCGGCAAGUUCCAGUGUCACACAUCCUCAUCCUGUAUAUGGCACACAGCUCGAUGUGAUGGUACCAAAGACUGCCCUUCAGGAGAAGAUGAACUGGGAUGUGUGCGAGUCAGUGGGAAAAGUUCAGUGGUGCAGAUUUAUACAGCUGGUACCUGGCGGACGGUGUGUUGGGAGGGAUGGAAUGCUGUGCACGGUACCUCUGCAUGUAAGCAACUCGGAUACAGCAGUUACAUCAACUCCACAGAGCUCCCUAUCGCAUCCAUUGAGGAGAAGCUGAAGCUUAACUUUGUGGAAGUAAAUUUUAGCCAGCACAGAAUCCACAGCCCCAAGAUACAAAUGGUGAUCCCACUGAGCACCGAGUGUAAUUCAGGCAAGGUGACAUCACUAAAAUGUUUAGAGUGUGGCACUCGGCCGAGGUACUCGCCCCGAAUUGUUGGUGGCAAUCUCUCGGUGGUAGGCCAGUGGCCAUGGCAAGCAAGUCUUCACCUGGAUGGACAGCACCUAUGUGGAGGAUCCAUCAUCGCCUCACGGUGGAUAGCCACAGCUGCACACAGCGUUGUUGAGUUUAUAUUUCUCUCCUCGUGGAAAGUAUAUGUUGGAAUUGUAAAGCAGCCUCUGACUGAAAGUUCAUCCUACAUGGUGGAGAAGAUCAUACACCACAAGAAAUACAAAGGACAGAGCUACGAUUAUGAUAUUGCUCUCAUAAAGCUGGAGAGGCCACUGAUGUUUAAUGCAGAUGAAAUUUCUUUCAGUCUGAUGGCGGCCCAGGUUCACCUAAUAUCCAAUCACGUGUGCAACCGGCCUGAGGUUUACCACAAGAGGAUAAGCUCCAGAAUGAUUUGCGCUGGGUACCUUCAGGGAGGGAUCGACUCCUGCCAGGGAGACAGUGGAGGCCCACUUGCCUGCAAUGAGAACAACACUUGGAAGUUGGUUGGAAUUACAAGCUGGGGAGCAGGCUGUGCAAAUCAGAACAAACCCGGAGUGUAUGCUAGGGUCGCCGAAUACCUAGACUGGAUCCACGAGCACAUGGAGGCAGGGUUUGCAACAAAUCGUUCUACAACAGGCAGGCAUCAGAUUACUGCCCAGAGGGCAGAGUUGAAAAACCGAUAG